This is a messenger RNA of Pecten maximus, 8431 nucleotides long. RefSeq lists its product as uncharacterized. The record is from RefSeq and is a predicted model, not a curated record. Gene Ontology annotation, molecular function: calcium ion binding. Lineage: Eukaryota; Metazoa; Mollusca; Bivalvia; Pectinida; Pectinidae. The transcript has 17 exons. Bases 50 to 1708 code for a protein of 552 amino acids. Gene Ontology annotation, cellular component: plasma membrane.
GUGUCUGAGGCAGGCAGUGAAAUGUGGUGACAGUUUCCCUGCUAGGCCUAUGGCAGGACUCCUCGCUUUCAUAGCACAUGUCAUGUCCGAGCUACGGAGACCUGUGGAGGAGCGGAACGGCAAGAGGAGAGUCUGGGGCCGAGUGACCAGUGACCUUCUGACAGUAUACAACCAGUAUGCCUGUUGUGAAAACAGACUGCCUACCUGCCGUCUUCGUGAAGCCUUCAAUUCUCUCAACUUGUUUCCAUCCAACUCACAAGUGUAUGAGAUGGUUCAGUGUGCAGUGGAAUAUGGCAGCCCUUGUGAGUCAGAUAACAUCACAUUCGGAGAAUUCUGUGUACUGGUGUCAGAGCUCAAAUCAUACUACCUCAGGAAACCAGUCUCACCUCAGCCACGGUCCAUGUACAGAGAGAGAUCAACAUCCAGUCCUUGUAAAAGAUGGCAGCAUAGAGUGUUUCUUGGAGGAUCCUGUAACCCUACAAGCUGGCGACAGGAUACAGCGAUUCCGUUCUUCAAACAGCAUGGCAUUACCUUUUACAACCCUCAGGUGCAAAACUGGAGAGAAGAGUUGGUGGAGCUAGAAGCUCGAGCAAAACAGAGAGCAGACAUUUUGUUUUUUGUGAUUGAUAACCAGACCAGGGCGAUUACUUCUAUGAUCGAGACAGCCUACCUUGUGGCCACUCAACGACAAGUGAUUGCUAUUAUACAUGAAUAUGACAAGAACAUGAAGAUCUGUGGAGAGGAAGUUUCAAAAUGUGAGGUGAUGGAUCUUUCGAGAGCCAGGCAGAUACUGGUGGAUUUGGUGGAGAGAAACAGUUUACCAGUCUUCGCAAGCUUGGAAACUGCACUGAAAUGUACUCAGACAGUACUUGACAGGGGAUUGAAGGUUGAGGAUCUAAUCGUGGAGGACGGUGUACAGCCUGUAUUAUAUGGUUACCUCAAGGUGGGAACAGCUCUACUACAUAUGCGGGAAUCCUUUAACUCCAUGGACAGCACUGGAUCUGGCUACAUCACUGCUAAAGAUGUAUGCUUGGCCUACAAGAGCUGUAUGGGAGGACAGAGUCUUGACCUGGAGUGGCUUAGUAACCAUAGAAACAAUAGUCCUGAUAACCAGUAUAAUUUUGAAGAUUUCUGCUGUGUUGUUGCAGAGUAUCAGAAGAGGAGCAAGCCAUUUCUUGAAAAGUUGCUUCAUCUCAUCAGAUGUUUCCUUCAAAAAAUCACAAAUCAUUCCAUAACCCCAAACUGCAAUAAUAUUCAGGAGUAUCGAGACAUCUACCUUGGGGGUAGCUGUGGGGACUCUAACUGGAGGGAGGGAAUAGCUGUCCCACUACUGAGGAAGCACGGCUUGUCCUAUGCCAACCCUUUUGUCAAUGACUGGGAGCAGAGACUCAUCCCCAUUCAGGUUGCGAUACGCGAGAAGUGUCGUCUGCUCCUCUAUAUCAUUUCAGACAGGACUCGGUCAAUAUCAUCGAUGAUUGAGGCUGGUUACUAUAUUGGAAAAGGCUGUAAGGUUGUGCUCUGUGUCAAGGAACUAUCAAACGACAUCACUGUAGGCAAGGAACCUCUGACUGAGUGUGCUGUGAAGGACUACCAGCGGGGCAGAGCCUACCUGGUAGACUUGGCUAGUCGUGAAGGUGUUCAGCUUUUCGAUGAUGUCACAGAAGCAGUUUUAUGUGCCAUCAACUACCUCAAAGAAGUGCAGACAUAACAGAUUGUCUCACCAAGAAACAGACGUGUUUGUCUCACCAAGAAACAGACGCGUUUGUCUCACCAAGAGACAGACGCGUUUGUCUCACCAAGAAACAGACGUGUUUGUCUGACCAAGAGACAGACGCGUUUUUCUCACCAAGAGACAGACGCGUUUUUCUCACCAAGAAACAGACGCGUUUGUCUCACCAAGAAACAAUGUUUGUCUCACCAAGAAACAGACGCGUUUGUCUCACCAAGAAACAGACGCGUUUGUCUCACCAAGAGACAGACGCGUUUGUCUCACCAAUUGAUGACUGCAAAAAUUAAGAAGAGGCUUAUUUGUGGGCAGUAGCUUACUUGAUGAUAAAUAUGGUAUACUGAUAUCAACAAAAUUACCGAGCUCCUACGCAUUACAAGCUAGGCAGGAUUUUGAGCCUGCCCUUGUUGUAAACUGAACAAAGACAUCCAUCCAAUAUGUACAUUUAUGUAGUUUUGUAAUUGAAACCCCCCUUCCCAUCAGUGCCAUUAUCAUAUUAUUUUAUAUUGAAUUUUUCUAUUGAAACUAAUGAUUAAACAUUGUGCAAAUUAAUCCAAAUGGUGUAUAAUUGCAGAGACAAGCUCAGAAACAGUAGUUUAAUGAUUUAUAAUUAUCCAACGUUAUUUUUCUUUUCCAUACUCAAGAGGUUAGGUGUAUGCCCCAUGUUAUAUUUACCUGGUACAUGUAUAUGUAUAUAUUCACUUAUUCAAGGUGCAGAAAAUAACCAGUAUAGAUGAAGUCAAGCCAUAGAGGCUAUUAGCUGAUGGUCAAGGUCAUAGCUAUUAUUGGUUGACUGUUUCAGAAACAGAAAUUUGUCACGACAUUCUGAUCAGAGUACUACAAAGCAGUUUGUUACCUGUUACCAAGAUGAAAGGCAACAAAACAAAUUAUUAGAGGGAUUUUUAUCAUCUUUUUUUUCAUAUCGCCUUGCGUCCAUGGUCCGUCAUUCCUCUGGCGUCCGUAAACAAUCCUUGUUAUCACUAGUUCUUAAAAAUUACUGGAGGGAUAUUCCUCAAACUUCAUGUGUUGGCUUCCCUUGGUCCUUAGUUGUGCCAGAAUUCAAAUUUUUGAUCAGAAAAACAAAAUGGCAGAUAGGCGACCAUCUCAGAUUUUGAGAAUUGAUGUUUGUUGUCUCUAUUUCUAAAAAAAGUACUGGAUGGAUAUUCCUCAAAAUUCAUGUGCAAGUUUCCCUUGGUUCCUAGUUGUGCCAAACAUAUUUAGUUUUUUGAUCAGAAAAACAACAAUGGCCGACAGGUGGCUAUUUUGGAUUUUGAGAAUUGAUGUUUGUUAUCACUAUUUUUUUUAUAAAUACUGGAGAGAUAUUCCUUAAAUGUCAUAUGUAGGUUCCACUUGUGCAUGAUAUCAGAUUAUUAAGAGGAAAAAAUGAAAGAAGGGAAAAGUAAAGAGAUGAUCAGCCUGACAUGGAACCUAUAAAGAUCAUUCAGGUGAGCGCAAAGAUCCCUCUUGGAUCUCUUGUUUUUUCUAAUGAUGCCAUCUCGUACAGGUGAAGAAUUUAUCCUUAAAAUUACAUACUCGUCUAAUAGCUGUCUGUUAUUAGUAUUGAUAGCUUGCUGUUUGUGUUGACAAAAUGUUGUCCAUCUUGCCAGGCAGAGUAGAUUCAACAUACUCCAUACAGGCUGUUUUUUUAUGGUUGUGCAUUGAACAUGUUCAAACUAGCCAAACGGCUUCCAUCAAUAGUCAAUUUAUACUGAUUAUUUUCAUGUGAACAGCGACAACAACUCACAAGAUAUGAAACUGUUUUAAUUUUGAUAGUGUUAAUAUUUGACUCAUCUCGUCGUUGUAUUUUUCAGGAAGCUUAACAGAUUUAUUUUUUAGAAAAGAAUUUAUAUACUCAAUCCCUGCCUGAAAAUGUCAGUUCUGUGGCUAGGGUUUUUGUUAAUACGUGUAUAUUUUUAUGAUCAUAAAAAAUCCACAACUUAGCAGGUAGAUUAUUUUAUUGGGCUUGUUGAUUUUAACAUGUUUUAUACUGUAACAGUAAAUAAUGCACGAUGGAAUUGGAUGCACAUUUUUUUUUCAGUUUUUGAUGUCCAUUCCCACAUAUGUCGGUCCCUCGCACUACCUACCUCACACACCCCACUACAGAAUUAUUUGUACUUCAGUUUACAACAGUUCUGUUGAUUAGUACUGUAUCAGAACAGUGGUGAUAUAUCUUAAACAGCUCAAAUAUUUCAGAGUUUGCUUUGCGUAAACCAAGUUCAAUUGUUGUAACAAUUGGAAACCAUCAUCAUUGGUCUGAAUUUUUCACUUGGUAUGUAAUUCAUAAUCUGUAGAGUAAAAAUAGCAUCAGUAUCUGUAUUUAAUGAGAUCAUUGUAAUAUACCAAAGGUGUUCACAAUCUCAUUUAUUGUUGUAAAGUUUAUUAUACAAUUUAUAUACAUUUUAUAUACGACUUGAAUGAGUGAAUAAUCUAACCAGUGUAAAAUCAUAUUGAAACGAAAUUAAAAUUAUCAUGUACCAUGGUUGUGAUAAAUCCCACGCCUAAUUCAUUAUAAUCUAACGAGUUUGACAUUUAUGACAUAUAAUUUUUAGUGAGAUGCAUGUCACUUUCUUUCCUGACAAGAUGCAUGUACUUUACAAUUAUGUCACUCAAUUUUAGGGAAGUUGAUGACUUAUACAUGUAUAAAAAACAGUCAAAAUAUGUGUGAUUUUCAGCCAUCUUUCUGUACAAGAUAAGAAAAGAUGAUUCAUUACCUUGAGUACAGACAUUUAGUGUACAGAAUUACUGGUACCGGUAAUAUAUUUACUCACCUGACCUUGAGUACAGACAUUUAGUGUACAAAAUUACUGGUAGUAUAUCUACUCAACUCUCAUAUUUUAUUAUAAGUGACCUGUAUAAAUCUGCUGCACUAAAUGUUGUAUUGUCAUGUUUUUGAUGUGUUGAAAAAGCAUGCGUUGAAUACUGAUAUGACACAUUUUAACAAUUUGCUUCUAGUUCACAUUGAAAUAUAAAUACUGAAAUAUAUAAUUUAUUACUGUACUGAAACUACAUGUCUUUUUUUUCAUUUACUGUGCUAAAAUAUCGUAUUGUCUCUACUGUAAUGAAAUAUCAUAUUUACUCCACUAAAACAUCUCUACUAUAAUGAAAUAUCAUAUUUACUGCACUAAAACAUCUCUACUAUAAUGAAAUAUCAUAUUUACUGCACUAAAACAUCUCUACUAUAAUAUAAUAUCAUCUUCCAGUAAUAAAACAUCGCUUCUGUAAUGAAAUAUAUUUACUGUACUAAAACAUCUCUUCUGUAAUGAAAUAUAUUUACUGUACUAAAACAUCUCUACUAUAAUGAAAUAUCAUAUUUACUGCACUAAAACAUCUCUACUAUAAUGAAAUAUCAUAUUUCCUGCACUAAAACAUCUCUACUAUAAUGAAAUAUCAUAUUUCCUGCACUAAAACAUCUCUACUAAAUGAAUUUUCAUAUUUUCUCAAAUAUCACAUUACCAUUAUGACAUAUAUCACAAAUGUAUAGAAAGAUCAUGUUGUUUUAAAGUAACACAUUUACUGAUUCAGAAAUAUGUAUCAUAUUUUUUAAUGACCAUAAUGAAAUAUCAAAGUUGCAUAUGAAUUUCAUGUUAUACUGAAAUAUAAUUUUGAUUUACCAUAAUGAAAUAUCACAGCUGUAUAUAAAUAUCAUGUUGAAAAGAAAUAUUACAUUUACUGGUCUAUGCAUUGACUAUUGUUGUUGAAUGUUGAUUUAGAAUGUUUUCUGUAGUUUUGUUAUACAUGUUGUAUUAAACUGAACUUCAACCUCUACUGCUGCUAGGUAGACACAUGCUCUACAUGUCUGUCCACAUCAGCUGUCAAGCUAUCAAACAGAAGUAACUCAGUUCUCUCCAGCUGAGAAGUAUAUUGUGGCUAGUAUUUACCAGGGUAUGCAUGUACAUUUGUAUUUCUCUCUAGCCAAGCAGUAUAAUGCAGCUAAUAUUUACUCGGGUUAUAAUAAUACCUUAAAACCACCUACAGACUUCUCUCUUCUUGGACCAGUUUGAUUUUUGAAAUUAGAAAUGAAGUUUUACUGAUACAAAUUUAUGUUUAGGGUCCAAAUUCAGGAGUCUACUUACAGUACUAGGGAGUGUUGGCAAGUCGGGAGUCUCCUUACAGACACAUGGAGGGUUGACAAGUCGGGAGUCUCCCUACAGUACUAGGGAGGGUUGACAAGUUGGGAGUCUCCCUCCAGUACUAGGGAGGGUUGACAAGUUGGGAGUCUCUCUACAGUAUUAGGGAGGGUUGACAGGUCGGGAGUCUCCCCACAGUACUAGGGAGGGUUGACAAGUCGGGAGUCUCCCUACAGUACUAGGGACGGUUGACAAGUUGGGAGUCUCCUUACAGUACUAGGGAGGGUUGACAAGUUGGGAGUCUCCCUCCAGUACUAGGGAGGGUUGACAAGUUGGGAAUCUCUCUACAGUAUUAGGGAGGGUUGACAGGUCGGGAGUCUCCCCACAGUACUAGGGAGGGUUGACAAGUCGGGAGUCUCCCUACAGUACUAGGGAGGGUUGAAAAGUUGGGAGUCUCUCUACAGUACUAGGGAGGGUUGACAAGUCUGGAGUAUCCCCACACUACUAGGGAGGGUUGACAAGUCGGGAGUCUCUCUACAGUACUAGGAAGGGUUGACAAGUCGGGAGUCUCCCUACAGUACUAGGAAGGGUUGACAAGUCGGGAGUCUCCUUACAGUACUAGGGAGGGUUGACAAGUCGGGAGUAUCUCUAUAGUACUAGGAAGGGUUAACAAGCCGGGAGUCUCCCUACAGUACUAGGGAGUGUUGACAAGUCGGGAGUCUCGUUACAGUACUAAGGAGGGUUGACAAGUCGGGAGUCUCCCCACAGUACUAAGGAGGGUUGACAAGUCGGGAGUCUCCCUACAGUACUAGGGAGUGUUGACAAGUCGGGAGUCUCGUUACAGUACUAAGGAGGGUUGACAAGUCGGGAGUCUCCCUACAGUACUAGGGAGUGUUGACAAGUCGGGAGUCUCGUUACAGUACUAAGGAGGGUUGACAAGUUGUGAGUCUCCCUACAGUACUAGGGAGUCGGGAGUCUCCCUACAGUACUAGGGAGUGUUGACAAGUUGUGAGUCUCCCUACAGUACUAGGGAGUCGGGAGUCUCCCUACAGUACUAGGGAGUGUUGACAAGUUGGGAGUCUCCCUACAGUACUAGGGAGGGUUGACAGGUCGGGAGUCUCCCUACAGUACUUGGGAGGGUUGACACGUCGGGAGUCUCCCUACAGUACUAGGGAGGGUUGACAGGACGGGAGUCUCCCUACAGUACUAGGGAGGGUUGACAAGUCGGGAGUCUCCCUACAAUAUCAGGGAGGGUUGACAAGUCGGGAGUCUCCUUACAGUAAUAGGGACGAUUGACAGGUCAUGAGUCAGUUUGAGACACAAGGAAUAGCAGGCACGAUCAAAAAGUUUGCAAAUGAAGUUAAGGACAUUAUAUAUCAUGUUAAAACCUUCAUGUUUAUCAAAUCACUUGCAUUCAUUCCAUUUAUCAUUUUAUAGUUUAUUUUUAAUGUUUAUUUUAUUGUAGUUUAUAUAUAUAUAGGAUUGUGUGUCGAGGCUUCUAGUCUGUUUCUACUAACAAUUGUUUUUACCCAACAGUUGAGUUGGCUUACUAAGUAUAAUUACUAAUUCAAUGAUUAAUCUAAGUCAAGAAAUUUGAUCUGAAGUAUAUAUUCCUGAUAGUUAAGGCUUCCUUAUUGUUUUUCUCCCAUUUAUUUUGAUCUCCACAGCUUUGUAAAUGUGAAUGAUCUCAAUGGCUGUGUAAUGUGAAUAUCGUACUCGGAGUUGCUCAAGUGUUAAAGUAUGAUGUUUAGUUUACACGCAAGAGGUUACAGCGGUAUGCAAGCUAAAUUUGCGUUUGAAUUGCUUAUUACCUCUAAAUCAAGUGUAAGGCACAAUCAGUCGUGUCCACAAAAGAUUUGUCUAAUAACAUUCCCUAUGCUUGCGUAUAGUACUAACAACUUGGUUAUCUGUAUAUUUACCCAAUACAGCUGUACGAAGAAGGUUAAUUUUUGUAGCAAUGGUUUUAUGUCAUUGAAUAGCGAUUACUUUAAACUCACUCAUUCAUAUAGUUUUCCAUUAGAAUCCGUCAUUGGUAACUUCCAGUUUUUUCUGUCAUUACUUUAAGAAACUAGUAUCCCCAUUUUCAGUUGUCCUACCAUAGUUUUCGUUCUUCAGUUAAUUUUAUAUUGCCUCUUUUUCUAAUUGUCCCACCAGGCCAUCCACUCUUCAUAUAAAACCUUUAAUUUAACUCUAUAUACCUCCAUUGUACAACAGAAUAUAACUAAUAAUCCUCUAUAAUUGGAUGUGUUACCGUUCCUAUAAAACAGUUCAAUACUAACAUUACAUAUUGGUGGCUAGUGCAGCAUGUAUGUACCCUAUCACUCUAUGUGAAGAUUUACCAACCCAGAGAAAAAAAUGUUUUGAAAUACCCAGAACUGGAAUAGUUAUUUUAUGUGCACCACAGAACUGAAAUUGAUGAAAGGAUUUCAAUUUGUUCUCAUAUAUGUUCAUUAUAUAGCCAUUGAUUGGCAAAACCAAUAGCCAUGUUUGUGCGAUAUGCCAUAGAUGUUUAAAGGGUACAAUUGUGUAUCAGGAUAGAAUGUUUACAUUUUUAAUCUGUAAUUAACUAUUUAUUUGCAACGCAUCUAGAAAUUUAUUUGACAAGAUCUAAAAUAAAAGUUUAUUAUAUAACAUCAAA